Messenger RNA from Ochotona princeps (American pika), 832 nucleotides. It is a transcript of the gene SRD5A1, whose product is annotated as steroid 5 alpha-reductase 1. The record is from RefSeq and is a predicted model, not a curated record. Gene Ontology annotation, molecular function: 3-oxo-5-alpha-steroid 4-dehydrogenase activity. The transcript is spliced from 5 exons. Gene Ontology annotation, biological process: steroid biosynthetic process. NCBI's taxonomy places the organism in Eukaryota, Metazoa, Chordata, Mammalia, Lagomorpha, Ochotonidae. Gene Ontology annotation, cellular component: membrane. Bases 22 to 789 code for a protein of 255 amino acids.
ACGUGCCGUCCGCCCACGACGAUGGAGCUGACCGAGGCGCUGCUGCUGGAUGCGCUCGCGUACCUGGAGUGUUUCCUAGGCUUGCUGUUCUGCGUGCUGCUCAGACUGCUGGGCUUCCCCUACGGCCGCUACGCGCAGCAGUGGCCGGGCCUGCGGGUGCCGGCGCGAGCCGCCUGGGCCGUGCAGGAGCUGCCCUCCCUGGCCUGGCCACUGUACGAGUGCAGCCGAGCAGCCUCCGAGCGUCUGCGCUGCUGGCCCAGUCGCGUGCUGCUGGCCUUGUUCCUGGUGCACUACCUGCAAAGGUCCUUGAUCUUCCCGUUUCUGAUCCGAGGAGGGAAGCCCAUACCCCUGUACUCGUGUGCGAUGGCGUUCCUGUUUUGUGCCUAUAACGGCUACUUGCAGUGCAGGUACCUGAGCCAGUAUGCGGAGUACCCCGACGGCUGGCUCACCGAUCCCCGCUUUCUGGCAGGCUUCAGCUUGUGGUUCCUGGGCAUGCUGAUCAACAUCCACUCAGACCACAUCCUGCGGGAGCUCCGAAAACCAGGGGAGACAGGAUACAAGAUACCCAGAGGCGGCCUGUUUGAGUUCGUGUCGGGCGCCAACUUCUUUGGGGAAGUCACUGAGUGGUGCGGCUUCGCCCUCGCCAGUUGGUCCCUGCAGGGCACCGCCUUCGCCAUGUUUUCCUUCUGCAUUCUGCUAGCCCGAGCAGAGCAGCAUCACCGGUGGUAUCUUGAGAAGUUUGAAGAUUAUCCAAAGUUCAGGAAAAUUAUAAUUCCCUUUUUGUUGUGAAGCAUUGUCAAUGAAAUUACCUUCAACUGGAAGCUUUUCUGUG